Penicillium antarcticum is the source of this 645-nucleotide messenger RNA. Its product is annotated as CSN8/PSMD8/EIF3K family protein. The record is from RefSeq and is a predicted model, not a curated record. NCBI's taxonomy places the organism in Eukaryota, Fungi, Ascomycota, Eurotiomycetes, Eurotiales, Aspergillaceae. Gene Ontology annotation, cellular component: COP9 signalosome. Gene Ontology annotation, biological process: COP9 signalosome assembly; protein deneddylation. Bases 1 to 645 code for a protein of 214 amino acids. The transcript is spliced from 3 exons.
AUGGAGCAGCUUGCAGGGCUCGUGAGCUCCAACGCUCUACCGUCACAGCUCUUCGAAGCCUUGUCGCAAUACGAACAGGAAGCAUGCCUAAUUUCCGCAGGUAGCGGCAGCCCUGAAACUAGCGGAAAUGAUCCUACGCUAUUAAGCGCGUUCUAUUCCAGCUUCUUUCUCGUCCAUCUCCUCACCGAUCAAGUACCCGAAGCUCGUGCCUUGACAAAAAGAAUCCCUGCAGCUCUUCUACACCAAGACUCUUCUCUGCAAAACUGCUUGACCUUACUACGAGCGGUAUGGCAGACACAAGUUGGUCAGGUCUAUCAAAUCCUCCGGCAAUGCCCAUGGCCAGAGGCGUUACAGCCACUAGUACGGAGAUAUGAGAGCUUCUACCAAAAUAAAACCUUGAUUUCUGUGAGCACAUCCUACGAAGCGAUAAGGCUAUCGACGGCAGCGAAAUAUCUCGGUCUCGUCGAGCAAGCUGCUGAGCAAGAAGACCCGAAUGUAAUAGCGAAUUUCACAAAGUGUGGGUGGACAUGGGACCCAGCGACAAAGUUGCUGCACCCCAAGGCUAUUGUUGUAUCGCCCACGGACCACCAGUCUUCGGACGGCAUUCGCGAGGCGAUGAAAAUGCUUGGGAAGAGUGGAAGUUGA